AUGUCUCAAACACAAACCCGAAGAGGGAAAAAAAAAGAAGAAAACAAGAAGAAGACUUUGCCAGUCGAAAACAACUUGGAGGAGGUGGAGUCAGAUAUCGAAGUUGAAGAGGUUCGAGGCGGUUCUUGUGGAACCAUGGAAAAAUUCAAGUCGGACUUGAACCAGCUAAAGGGAGAGAACCAGCUCCUCAAAGAGGAGAUUCGUCUCCUUAAGGAAGAGAACAGACUACUAAAACAGGAGCGGGAUCUCCUAAAGGAGAAGUCUCGUUCCUCUGAGGCCGGUUCAAAAGGUUCACAGAAAAGGAGCCAUGACCUUGGUGAGUCCUCCGACUCCUCUGAGCCUGAGUCCUCCUUUGAAACAAAGAAGGCUGCCAAGAAGAGAAGAAGGAAGCCAGCAUCGUCAUCAUCAUCAGAUGAGGACUCCCCAAAGAAAAAGCCAAAGAAGGCUUCAUUUGGAAAGCGAGUCAGUAGCCCAGAGGAUGUGGUCCACCGCUAUAAGAAGUUGGUGAGGAUGUACAAGAGGACCAGGAGCAUCCCAGAAACCUGUAGGGCCUUUGACUUGGACCGCAACACCAUCGCAGGGACUGCGGUCAUCGCAGAUGUCCUCAUUGCCGGAGAGGGUGGGGAUUUUGGAGAGCUGCCCAUAAUUGCUGAAAAGCAGAGUUUGGCUAGCUUUGCCAAAGUAUGCAAGGCAUUUUUGGAUGCAAACCCCACCCUAAAGGAGAAAGUGGAUAAGAUGAGGAAGGCCAAUGAGCUGCUCACCAUCAAAUACAAAUUUCAGAAAUGAGGGGGCCUGGUGAAGCACCAGCCAUGUGAUAUCACAUUAUCAUGUGUCUUCUGCAGACCGGUCUGGCCCAUGUGGGUGCUUGUGCUAGGUGGGUGUUUUCAGAAACCAAAAAGUGAAGAAUCAACCAGUGUCUGCACUGUCUUAAAGUCCUGACAGACACAUCACUUUUUGGUUUCUGAAAAACGGCCACCCAGUGCUUGGGGCCUGACCAGUCUGCAGGAAACACAUGAUGAUGUGAAUUCACACACAGACGCACGCACACACACACACACAGUUGGAGUUAAUACGUCGUUGUUUUCAGUAGUUUUGU
Messenger RNA from Epinephelus fuscoguttatus (brown-marbled grouper), 1096 nucleotides. RefSeq names its product coiled-coil domain-containing protein 106-like. Gene Ontology annotation, cellular component: nucleoplasm. The coding region runs from base 1 to 786 and encodes 261 amino acids. The transcript is spliced from 4 exons. The record is from RefSeq and is a predicted model, not a curated record. NCBI's taxonomy places the organism in Eukaryota, Metazoa, Chordata, Actinopteri, Perciformes, Serranidae.